Molecule: messenger RNA, 1828 nt
Organism: Gasterosteus aculeatus aculeatus (three-spined stickleback)
Lineage: Eukaryota; Metazoa; Chordata; Actinopteri; Perciformes; Gasterosteidae
Source: RefSeq, a predicted model, not a curated record
GUUGAGCUGGUUCAUUUCCUCUUCGGCCCCCUCGAGCUGGUGCUGCAGAGCUGUGGGAGCCCUGAACUUCUGCGUUCGGUGAUCUCCCCGCAUCUCUCCAUGGACACGGUGGACUUCCUGCGGGGACACCUCACCCCCAAAGAGAUGACCAUCUUUGAGCUGCUGGGGGAUGGAUGGACCAAACCCAGAGCGGAGUGGCCCAGGGAUCAAUGUGCGCCUCCUUAUCACCCUAAGUUUCGUAACGGCUGGGAGCCGCCAUUGGAGCUCCUCAGGACAGCCGCGUGGGAAACAGAGGGAGCAGCGGGGCCACUGGGGCCCCCCAGCAGCCCCGAUUACAGACAACAUGCAGCUGAAGAUUAUUAUGGAACACAAUCCUCUAACUCAAAUGGGUCAAAUGGGUCUUACAAUGGGGCGCCCUCCGCUCGCAAAUAUGCCAAAAUUCGCUACCACUUUGUAGCACGGAAUGCCAACGAGCUGUCGGUGCUGCAGGAUGAAAUCCUCGAGGUGAUAGAGGAUGACAAACAGUGGUGGAAACUUCGUAACCGCAGCGGUCAAGCCGGCUACGUCCCGUUUAACAUCCUGGACGUGGUGAAGAUUGAGGAGCCAGAAGCCCCCUACAACCAGACAGGCUACAGUCCGUCAUCGCCUGGUCCUCUGAGCCAUCGAGACAGCUUCAACAAGACCAGACCCAAAGACAAAAUGAUGGACAAGCUCAACAAUGAGUUAUUGAUAAAGAUCACUGCAAACAAAAGCCAGCCGGCGCCCAAGAAGUUCCACGUGGAGCGAACGACCAGCGACCAUGUACCGCUCACCUUCGACUCAAACCCACAGCAGGUGACUGAAUGGCUCAACUCAAAACGAUUCUCUAAACCGACCGCUGACUGUUUGGGGAUCCUGACUGGAGCUCAGCUCUUUUCUCUCAACAAAGAUGAGCUGAAGGCGGUGUGCGUAGAAGAGGGUAGUCGUGUGUAUUGUCAGGUCACCCUGCAGAAAACACAGCUGGAGAAGACCAGCGGGGACUCGGAGCUGCAGGAGGUCAUGAAGUGGCGGCAGGAGAGGAUCGACUCGAACAACGCGGACGGAACCUGCUGAGCAGCACGACGGCUGCAGCAGCUGCUUCAAUCAACCUUCUGCUAAUUAUAAUCCACAGGGGGGACAUACUGAGAUGUGGUACACAUUCUUAGUCUAUAUUUAUUUUGUAUCAUACGACUUGCAUGUAUUCCAGUGUUUUCUUAUCUAAUUAUGUUGCUUUGGUUUUCAUUGCCUCAUUCAAUUUUCGUACGAACAGGGGGACAUAUGAAUCUACGCACAGUUGUGUUUGUGGGAGCACGUGUGAGCGCAACAUGCAUGUAAUGUACAUAUAUGUACCAGCUGUGUGGUCAAUGUUUCUGCUCAUUGGCAAUAUUCCAGCUGUUUACCUAAUGGCUUAAAUAAACAAGCAGUCCGUAUCUCUCACACAUCUAAAUCUGUGCCAGAACGUUUGACACAUUUUCUGAUAUAUAGCCAAUUAUUUUCGUAUUGCUGUUUACGAGUAUAACAAAUAAUCAAACACACUAUGUAUGUCAGAAGUAGUCUCAUCCCGUUGGUACCUGCAGAUCAGCACCAGGUAUUAACAUGAAUAGUGUCGCUUUUCAUAAAAUUAAUCAUGCAUGUUUAUCGUCGCAUGUUUAUUUGAAUAACAGUGAGACGCUAUGAUGAAUGUGUUUGUAUGCAGCAUGAUGCAUGCAUAUGUGUAAUGAUGUGAUGUGUAGUCACAAAAUGAAGAUUAAAGCAAAACAUUCAGGAUUUAAAGUUGUAAAUAUGAUAAAAACGUUAGAAUUUGGCAAAU